AAAUAAUUUGAGGACUAGAUAUGAGUUUGUGCCAGAAUGACAUAGCUACUGAUGCUCCAGAAUGGCUCACUGGAGAACACAUGACUGGUACUACCAUCAUGGCAGUAGAAUUUGCUGACGGAGUUGUUUUUGGAGCUGAUUCUAGAACUAGUACGGGAACUUAUGUAGCUAACAGAGUAACUGACAAGCUUACCCAGGUAGCAGACAAGAUAUACUGUUGUCGAUCUGGCUCAGCAGCAGACACACAAGCUAUCGCUGAUUACGUAAAGUUUUAUCUGGACCUUCAGGAGAACGAAACUAACGAGGAACCGACUGUCGAGGUAGCUUCGAGAAUAUUCCAGAUGUUGUGUUACAACAACAGAGACCAGCUCUCAGCGAGUAUUAUAUGUGCGGGCUGGGAUAAGACUAACGGUGGACAGGUCUACUGUCUUCCUCUUGGAGGUAUGUGUGUCAGAAUGCCAUUUGCUAUUGGAGGUUCUGGUAGUACUUACAUUUACGGUCAUUGUGACAAUACUUAUAAGGUCGGUAUGACGGAGGAACAAUGUCUGAAGUUUGUAGCUGACGCAGUUGCCCUGGCAAUGCACCGUGACGGCAGCAGUGGUGGUAUGAUCCGUCUGGCGGUCCUCACCAAGGACGGAUGUAAGAGACUUAACAUUCCCGGCAAUCAACUUCCUACUUUCUGGUCCAAGUAAAGAAACUACUUCCGAGUACGGGGCCGGUCAGGGCAGGACAUUUUGUUAUCUCAGACUUGUUAUAGUGUAACUUUUGGAAGGCUUAUAAAUUGCAACAGGGCUGUUAGUUUUCAGUAGUUUGGCUACUUCCGGUUAAGUGGUUUCUAAUAAUUGCCAUUGCUGACGUGUAACUAUUUUCAUCUUGCGUUAUUUUGCAAGUUUAUAAGCUACUGUCGUCGUUUUUUGACUGUUAAGCAUGUUCUGCCCGAGCCUAAAUACUUUCCAUAGAAAUAUAAAACUCGUAUCCGAGCAAGACUAUAUAGAUUUAAAUAAAUUGCACACUGGCUGUGAAACGUCUAUUUGUAGUUGUAUAUUUAUAAUACAGUUGUUUAAAA
Messenger RNA from Bolinopsis microptera, 1066 nucleotides. RefSeq names its product proteasome subunit beta type-6-like. Lineage: Eukaryota; Metazoa; Ctenophora; Tentaculata; Lobata; Bolinopsidae. Bases 21 to 692 code for a protein of 223 amino acids. Gene Ontology annotation, cellular component: proteasome core complex. The transcript has 7 exons. The record is from RefSeq and is a predicted model, not a curated record. Gene Ontology annotation, molecular function: threonine-type endopeptidase activity.